Molecule: messenger RNA, 435 nt
Organism: Trypanosoma brucei brucei TREU927
Lineage: Eukaryota; Euglenozoa; Kinetoplastea; Trypanosomatida; Trypanosomatidae
Exons: 1
Coding region: 1-435 (144 amino acids)
Cellular component (GO): nucleus
Molecular function (GO): protein serine/threonine phosphatase inhibitor activity; protein phosphatase 1 binding
Source: RefSeq, a predicted model, not a curated record
AUGUCUUCGUCUCAGCAAUUGGGCACCCACCAGGCGGAAGGAAUACAACAGACGCAAGUUGCUUUUAUUCCGCGCCGAGAGGUGACACUUCAUUUGCGUCCCGCCCCCUCAUCGGCUUCCCGGGACCGACACAUCUCUUGGGAGGCUAACGUAAAGGAUAACCAAAACCAACGCGUAAGUAAGAGUUGCUGCAUUUUCCACAAAAAGAAACUCUUUGGUGAGAGCAGCAGUGAUGAUGACAGCACUAGUAGUAGUUGUAGUGAUCAGGAUGACAGCUGCCACGGUUGUGCAAACAACAAUGAGGCGAAGCAAAAUGGUGAAGCCUGCGGUGAUGGUGAGGGUGGCGCAGGAGCUCAGGGGUCAUGCGGUAGCCGUCGCAAAAAGCGUCCACCGUGCACGAGAGAACAUUGUUAUUGUGGAACUCGGUUUCACUGA